This is a messenger RNA of Exophiala aquamarina CBS 119918, 1587 nucleotides long. RefSeq lists its product as uncharacterized. Bases 1 to 1587 code for a protein of 528 amino acids. NCBI's taxonomy places the organism in Eukaryota, Fungi, Ascomycota, Eurotiomycetes, Chaetothyriales, Herpotrichiellaceae. Gene Ontology annotation, molecular function: monooxygenase activity; iron ion binding; heme binding. The record is from RefSeq and is a predicted model, not a curated record. The transcript is spliced from 7 exons.
AUGGGACUCUUCGCUAUCAUGCUCGCCCUUACGGUGGCGUUUAGCUACCCAUUGUAUAGGCUGCUACGUGUUGGCCGUCGACAUCCUCGCAUGCCUCCUGGACCACCGACCAUCCCCAUCCUUGGUAACGCCCACCAGAUUCCGAUCACAGGGCUGGGCAGAAAGUUCAAGGAAUGGGCUGACGUUUACGGGCCUAUCUUCUCUCUGACCAUCGGACCUACUAAUGUGGUUGUCUUGUGUGAUCGACGAUCUAUCAACAACCUUUUGGACAAGAAAGGCAGCAUCUAUUCGGACAGGCCAUUUAACUACGUUUCCAACUUCGUGACCCAUGGCGACCAUCUGACCCUGGAACCUCAAGGAGCUUCAUGGAGGGAAAAGCGGAUGGUUGUGACACGAAAUCUAAAUCCUAAGACGUUGGAUGAGAAACAUUUCAAGAUACAAGAAGCAGAGGCUGUGAUUUUCAUGAAUAAUAUUCUCAAUGACCCUUCCAAGAUAUUCGACUAUGCACGACUGUACACUGUGUCAGUGGCGGGAUCUCUGAUCUGGGGCCACAGAGCCAUCGACCUAGACUCUUUCUGGUUCAAGAGGUUUUAUGAGUUAAUGGAUCUGUGGCUGAAAGUUCAGGAACCGGGCGCCAACCCUCCGAUCGACGAGUUUCCCAUUCUGAAAUAUCUUCCUGGAAGCUGGAAGGUCAGGUCCAAGAAGUGUCGUGCCAUGAUGGACACCAUGUGGGAUGAGGCUCGAGCUAUCGUUGAGGAACGAAGAGCGCGAGGCGACAAAAGAGAUUGCUUCAUUGAUGCCAAAAUCGACGAUUAUAAUGCAAAAGGCUGGCCUUUGUCGACCCACGCGUUCAACAACCUCUUCGGAGAGCUACUGGAGGCGGGUGCGGAUACGACUGCUAAUCAUAUCCUAACACUGAUCCUAGCAAUGGCUAAGUACCCCAGUAUCCAACAAAGGGCAAGAGUCGAAAUUGACGCUGUUUGUGGCACCGAGCGGGCUCCGUUGUUCUCGGAUUUUGAACAGCUUCCCUUCGUAAAUUGUAUCGUCAAGGAAGGCAUGAGAUGGCGACCAACGGCUCCUGCCGGCCUGCCUCAUAUGGUCACUCAAGACGAUGAGUACGACGGAAUGGUGAUCCCCAAGGGUUCCAUGGUGUUUGUUGGAAUAUGGGCUAUGCACCACAGCGAAUCGGACUAUCCAGAGCAUGAUCGAUUUGACCCUGACCGCUUCUUGGGCCAUCCGAAGUUGGCCAACGAGUAUGCAGUCAGCCCGGAUUAUAACAACAGAGAUAAGUACCCCGCACAUCACUACGGCUACGGCGCUGGUCGAAGAAUGUGCCCAGGUCUUCAUUUGGCAGAACGCAACAUGUGGCGAAUUGCAGCCAAGUUGAUAUGGGCAUUCGACAUUUCUGAACCAAAAGACCCUGCAAGCGGCAACCUUGUUCACCUCGAUGAGAAUGCGUACACUUCAGCCAUCCUGAUGUGCCCAUUGCCGUUCAAAAUCGAUGUUGUCCCGAGGAGUCCAGAACAUCUUGGUUGUAUCCAGCGAGAAUUAUCAAGUGCAAUGAACUUCAUGUCACAGUGGAACUAG